Molecule: messenger RNA, 588 nt
Organism: Guillardia theta CCMP2712
Lineage: Eukaryota; Cryptophyceae; Pyrenomonadales; Geminigeraceae
Exons: 2
Biological process (GO): actin cytoskeleton organization
Molecular function (GO): actin filament binding
Source: RefSeq, a predicted model, not a curated record
AUGGCGAGUGCGCCUCGUUGUUCUAUCGUAACCUCCCCAGGUGUUGGAACAGUGGGUAUUGCAUCCUCAAUAUAUUUUCAGGCACAUGAUUCCUACAACAAUAAAAUUUUGACGGGUGGAGACAUAUUUUUGGCUGAAAUCACGGAUCCUAAAUUUGCACGUACGAUCGUUGUGCCAGCCGAUUUGAACGAUGGUAUGUACAGACUGACCUUUGCCUCAAGUGUAACAGGACGACACAAUGUUACCAUCACUCUAGGAGGCUCGCAUAUAUUUGGAAGUCCCUUAAGCAUGCUGAUCGACUCAGGAGCACUUGAUUUGGCAGGUCGAAAUGGAUCAUUUACAAUUGUUGCAAAAGAUGAAUACUCAAACAAUCUUACACGAGGAGGUGACCCUUUCAUUUUCUGGUUGAUUUACACGAAUCCAGUAAUCCGAAUGAAUCAGACUGUCCAUGACUUACAGAAUGGGUUAUAUCAAUCCUACUUUGUAUUGACAGCAGCCGGAAUCUACAAUGUUGAAAUUCGACUUGCAGGAAGUCAUAUUUCUGGGUCUCCAUUCACUGUUCUUGUCGACCCAGCUUCAGUUGAUCCA